UUUCAUAAUACACUGCGUAGGUCUUCGCGUGAACGACAAGGCGAGCAAUCUUCUUCUUACGGCACGAUUGAACGUUAAGCUGGUAUCAAGCCAUGGGAGAAAAAGCGGUGAAAGUUAGCAAGUACCUGCUAAUUGCCUUUAAUUGUUUGUUCUUGCUUGCAGGCUUAGGAUUGCUGGGAGGUGGCAUCUGGAUUUUAACUGCCUCUUCAAGUUUCAACGACACGUUUUCACAAUUCAUUGACGUGGAAUCGUUGAUGUACGACUGGAUCGGUUAUGUGGCAAUUGGAUUUGGAGCAUUUGUCGCUUUAGUAGCAUUUUUAGGAUGUUGUGGUGCCAUAUGUGAAAACAAAUGUAUGCUUGGAUCGUUCUUUGUGAUUAUAUUGAUAUUUGCCCUUGUCGAAAUUGCCUUGGCGAUACUCGUGUUCGUAUACGCCGGUAAUCUGAAGUCUAUUUUGGAAUCACCAGCGAAGAACGUCAUACAGAACACAUACCUUCAUGGAACGGCCGUUGGAAAUUCGUACGACAAAAUACAAAAAGAACAUCAUUGUUGCGGUUUCAGUGGGGGAAGUGACUACGCAAACAGCGUAUACGCAAAUACGCACAACCGAGUGAAUCCUUGGCCUCCGUCGUGUUGCACAGAUGAGAAUGAUACGAGUCCGUGCACGGAUAUCAAUCCUCCAACAAAAUCAAACUCUGAUAAGGGAUGUUUCGAACCUAUUUCGGAGAUACUCAUUGGUUAUUCUGGUUUGAUCGGUGGUGUGGCUAUUGGACUUGCGGCGAUCAAGAUCUUAUCAAUGGUCUUCACAUGUUGCGUGUAUUGUGGAAUAGGGGGGCAUAGUGCAAAAGUUGGCCCCUUCGGUGGAAGGCCGUAGAAAUGGACUUGUUAUGUCUGAUGACGUACAUUGAAAUGCAGUGUCAAACUUUUUAAUCCCACGAGAAUUCAAAACUAAAUGUAUAUACUUCCUCCAAAUAAUAUAUAUAGUAGAUAUGAUCUGUACAAAAAUGUGUGAGCUAUAAGACGGUUUGAUAUCUGAUGUUAGCACGCUAAUGAAUGUGGUUUCAGAUUUUAAUCCGUUUGUAUAAUACAUAUAAGCUUAUUAAUCCCAUAUGAUAGUCGUUUGCAGGGAUGAUAGACUUAUUCU
This is a messenger RNA of Styela clava, 1142 nucleotides long. Its product is annotated as tetraspanin-1-like. Gene Ontology annotation, cellular component: plasma membrane. The record is from RefSeq and is a predicted model, not a curated record. Lineage: Eukaryota; Metazoa; Chordata; Ascidiacea; Stolidobranchia; Styelidae.